Messenger RNA from Durio zibethinus, 1001 nucleotides. RefSeq names its product SKP1/ASK-interacting protein 5 (gene SKIP5). NCBI's taxonomy places the organism in Eukaryota, Viridiplantae, Streptophyta, Magnoliopsida, Malvales, Malvaceae. The record is from RefSeq and is a predicted model, not a curated record. Gene Ontology annotation, molecular function: protein binding.
UAAUAAACAAUUCUUUUUUUUUAUUUAAAAAAAAAAUCCAAAGAAAUAAAUUACUAUCUUUUCUUUGCAAAGCGUCCUAGGCAAAAGGCCAUGGAGAUGCAGGAGCAGAAAAAGAGAAGAAAGUCAAUGAAGAUAACAAGAAGCAACAAAAAUGAAAAGAUUUCCUCUUCUUCUGCUCCUAUUAAUAAUCUUGAUGAUGGUUGUCUCAUGCAUAUCUUCAGCUUCUUAUCUCCCAUUCCAGAUCGGUAUAACACCGCCCUCGUUUGCCACAGAUGGUGUUAUUUGGCAUGCCACCCUCGAUUGUGGCUGCGAGUUGACAGAUCUGUGAAGGAUUUCUCUGAACCCGGUGUUUUCCCUAACAUUGAAGAAGCUGUCUCUGCGGCCAGACCCGGCGAUACUAUUUUAAUUGCAGCUGGCGGCAGUCAUCUUGCCUCUAAUAUUCAGAUUAGAAAACCACUUUGCCUGAUUGGUGGAGGUGAGAUUCCUGAUGAAACAACUCUCCUCUGUUUGCGAGGUUCUGACAGUGCAUUAGAGUUUCUGUCCACCUGCAAGCUGACAAACUUAACAGUAAAGGCGGAGCUAGGUUGCUGCUUGCUUCAUAGGAGUGGAAGACUAAUUAUAGAAGAAUGCAUCCUUCAGUGUGAAUCAAACCCAUUGGACUAUCUAUCAUGCCCAAUCGUAAGUACAGCUGGUAGUGGGGUAUUCCCUUCCAAACUGAAGGGCCAUGGUGAUAGCGUUUCUGUUUCGCACACUCGGAUUGAAGGAGGAGCAAAGGCUGUUUUGACCGGUGGAUACCUAGCACUACAGCGAGUUCGGGUCAUUUAUGCUCGAACUUGUCUCUAUUUCUGGUUUGAUGUUGAUUGUACAUAAUUAUAUGUUCUCAUCAUCAUCCUUUUUCUCUAUCACAUUAUUCCGAUUAUGGAUUCAAUUUAUUCGUGAAUGUUGUACUCGUUUGUUUUCUGUAGGAUUAAAUCUAAUGUAAGUUUAUAUUCAUUUCUGCA